UUAUGUGGUGGACGCAGUUCAUUGAUCACAUGCCCCAUAGGUUGAAGAAUUGUUUUGCCAGCACGAACUUCAUCUCAGGGAGUACCUUUAUCUCUGGUGGAGAAUUUCUAUCAGCUGGGGAGAAAUGAUGGGGAUUGUAAAGAUAUCGGAUGACAAAUAAAUUGGAGAAUCUUUGAAUUUUAGUAUCAUUAAGAAUUAUGAUUUAAUAAGAAUUUAUGUUUUUAGGAUUUUAUAUUUUUAUUAGUAGUUUCCAAUUCCAUUUUUUCCUAAUUAGAUGGCACUUAUGGUUAUAUAUAUGGCUUAUGUCAUGUUUUGGAUACUUAGACUUGAAUGAUUAUUAAUUAUUGAAUAUUGAAAGUGAUUUGAAAUUGUGAUUUUUAUUUAUUUUUCUUCUUCAUUAUUCUUUCUUUUAUUCUUCUCUUUUGAAAACCCUUGUUGUGGUCUUGUGCCGAUUCCGUCUUCUAGUUCUACAUCACACUUCCUCUUGUGAAUGACCCUCUCCUUAUUUGUUUGGUGCUUGUAAAGUCUCUUUUUCGGCAUGUAAUAGUUGUAGUUAUUUUUGGAUGAUGAUAAUAUGUUAAUUGUAUUUUUCAUUUGAGAGUUGGGAUGCAUGUUCGGGAGACUUAACCUCACCAUAAAAUGGUUUGCUCGUAUUUAAAAUUACCACAAUUAAUUUUAUCACUGCUUGUCUGCUCGUAUCUAAACAAACUUAAUCUUAUGAAACUUUGAAGUUCGAUAUACUUUAACAAGUUUAGAUAAUUUUCAAAUAAAUUGGACUUUGAAUCCAGAUUAAAAUUAACGAGUUGUCAAGCUUAAAAACCGGAAUGUAUUCCUCGACCACAUUUUGGGUCAUUGGACACUUACCUAAUCAUGGACUUCUUUAAUUGGUUUGACUUUUAGUUACCCAUUUAACUUCCUUCCGUUCAUCUUCUUGGGGUUAGAAAUCUGGGGCGUGACUGUCCUCAAGGCCUCAACCAAACCCUUCCUUUCUCUCUCCAUCAUCUCAUGCUAUUGUAGCCUUUGUUGUUGCUACUUGGGGCCAACUUCUGGAAUGUAACAACAAUGCUGUAUACUUCUUAAAGAAAAUGUAUACUAGAGGUGGGUACACAUGCAAUUUGCGUGAAGAUAUAUGUAAUUUAGGAAUGAAGAAGAUGAAUAGAAACCGUGUAUGUUUGUGGAGUUUUAAAUAUCUAAAUUUAUUAGAUUUUUUCACAUGACAAUUUUGAAACUCAUCAAUUGUUGGUAUUUUUGGAAAAUGAAAAAAGCAUAACAAAGUGUUCACAUCAACUGACUUGUAUACUUUAUGUAAUGUAAUAGUAUAGAUACAUAUGUGGUUCUAUUAUGUAUACUUGUAACCAUGGAUUCAAUAAUUUGAAACAGGGUCUGAAAAUGGGAUCUUCUGUUGAAGCUAUACAAGCUGCUAAGGUUUAUCGCCAGCUUCUGAAAGCUGUCAAGAAACAUGUUGAUAAAGAAGAGAAAAAGAGUCAUUUCAUCGAGUUCAUAUCGCAGGAGUUCCGAACAAGCCAUGAACAAUUGGACCUCUCAUCCAUCCAUCAAAAAAUAAAGCUUGCCCGUGAUUACACGUUCCUUCUAAAUAGUGUCCACCAUCACAAGGACUUGUUGUUUUCUUACAACAUUGCUGUGGAUAGAUCUGAUGAAAUGAAAAAAGUUCUAGGAAAAUCUGCUGCAAGUGUGGGUCUUCAACUUCCCGAAGUUUAUCAGUCUUGAUUGUUUAGCUGUUGCAUCUCACAGAGUGGAAGAGGUCAGACAAAUACUUUUUAGGCUGUAUUUGGAUUUUGGAAAUAAUGCAUUUUUGCCCUCCUAGUGAGCAUUCACUAUUUUGUCUAAAUGUUGGUUCAAUUUAUGUAGUAUUUGAUGUGUUGCAACUGGUAAUUGUGAUGUAGUAGUAUUAAUUUGACAAGUCUGUAUAGUUUUGUAGUUGACACUAGAAUUUUGGAGUAUUUGAUUGAGAGGUUCAUGAUUUGAUGAAUA
This is a messenger RNA of Camellia sinensis, 1992 nucleotides long. Lineage: Eukaryota; Viridiplantae; Streptophyta; Magnoliopsida; Ericales; Theaceae. The record is from RefSeq and is a predicted model, not a curated record.